GUUUAAAUACUAAGUAUCAUCUGGAUAUUUCUAAGGUUCAAAACAAUCCUUAGGAUUUAACAAUCCUGUUAGGAUUUAAACAUUUGAAAUUAAUAUUCAUCACUAUGAGUAGCAAUUUAUGGAUACAUAGUAGCUAUAAAUGUAUAGGUAGUGCGUCCACUAAAUCUUACUAUCGCACUGAAAAGUAGAGAUUUUAAGGAUAAUUUAAAUUUAAAUACCUUAACAUUGAGAAUAGUCUCAAAUUUUUGAAUAAAUGUAAAGUUAUAAGGAAGUUCUCAAAAAGGUCUAAUUUUAAAAGCUGUAAUUGGCAGAUUGUUUAGUAUAUAGGUUCAUAUGUAGGCAGGGCAGAAGGGAAGAGGCACAUGUUUAUUUUUGAAAUGUAAAAACUUAAAGUGAACUUUCUGGUCAUGUGCAUCCCAAUUUGAUCAUCUUGCAUGAGAGAAGCGCAUUGUUCAGUUGGAGAGGCUAUUGCUUGCUUUGGGAGAAUGUUAAAUCCUUCCUCAUCACAAUAUAGUAAUUUGAGUUCACCUAGAUUUAGGGUCAGAGAGGUAAAGGGCAACUUGCAGAACACAUGUUUGUAGCCUUUGUCCAAAGCAGUCCUUAUCCUCCAUUGAAAAACUAUCUGGCAUUAUGGUGUACCGAGCUGAAUAGAACACUUCUGAACUUGGGGGUCUGGAAUGUAGUAUAUGAAGGUACUUGAAGAGAAUAGCUGGCGCUAUGGCAUAGCAGGGCAAGCUGCUUCCUGUGACAGUGGCAUGCCAUAUGGGCACCGGUUUGAGUCCUGCCUGCUCCAAUUCUGAUCCAGCUCCCUGCUAGUGCACCUAGGAAAGCAGCAGAAGAUGGCUCAAGUACUUGGGCUCUUGCCACGCAUUUGGGAGAACUGGAAGAAUCUUCUGAAUCCUGGCUUUGACCUGGCCUGGCCUUAGCUGUUGUGGCCAUUUGGGGAGUGGACCAGUGGAUGGAAGAUCCACCCAUCCCCAUAACUCAGUCUUUUAAAUUUUUGAAAAAUUUAUUUUCUAAUUCUGUUUUUCAAAGAUCUUUUGAAGCAUCCUUAUUAACUAGGUUUCAGAAAUACAUUUCUAGUGGUUCUGGAAAAAUACUGGCAGCAAGAUCGUAAAACUAAAAACCUGUAGACAGCAUUUGCAGUAAACUCGAUAAGCUGUUUUCCACAAGCCCCUAAAUAUCAGCCGUUAGAGACAAGUUACCGAGCAGCCUGCUGUUGGUUUCUAUGAGGGGGGGAAGGAAGAAAUGGCGUAGUAGUUGACCUAAGAGAGGAAGAGUCAUGGGGAAAAAGAUGAAAUUUGGAGUUUUGUCCUUUUCGGUAGAGUACAAGGUAUCCAAAGUGAGGACUAGAGCGUUUAGAAGAGAUUACCCCCGUGAACUCAAAAGCACUGGUGCAGGUUCCCUGCUAGGAAUGGCCCCACACUGCGGAGAAAAUUACUGAAAGUAUGAAGUUGAACAGGAGUCAGAAAAUGAAGUAAACCAAUUGGGGUGUGGGCAUGCCAAGCUCUGUCUUAAUGGUAAGGCCAAAUGCAUGCCCGUACUGCUUUUUUGACGUGCGUAGGAUAAUCCCUAGUUCUAGUAGUCCAACACUCGUUGAAUGAAUAAACGAGGUUGAUCACAAAGAAGUCAGUCUACCUUUUAUUUUGUGGCUCAGUAGAAGGCAUUAAACUGGCAAUGGUAUGCCAAUGCACCUCUUCGCUGAAAUACAGGAAUAUGAAAUUGUGUCUUAUGAAACCAUUAACCAGUCAGAACUGAAAAUUAGACUAGGGGAGUGUCUGGCCCACAUGCAGCAGCCUGGGUAACCAGGACGCAAGGAAUGAAUCCUGACAACUGCAAAGCUGCAAACCUCUCCAGGGCACCGCUUAGCUUCCGCGUCCUACCAGCGAUUAGAAGAUGUUCGCUGAACGACCGAAAAAUAAAUCGCGACCUGCCAAGGCAGUGAAGUUUGGGAGCACGGGGUCACUUCGGGUCGGAUGUAGGGGGCGAUACAGUGCGUGCAGAGCUGUGUGCGGUGCGAACUCGGAACGGCGGGCCCUGCUCUCCACGCAGAGGCCUGGGAGCGCUUGCAAGCGAACCGCCGCAUCCUGCGCAGGAGUCAGCGUCCCCACCGCCGCAUACUGUCCCGCCCACCAGCCAUCUCUUGGCUUCUAUUGGCUGCUUUGUGGAAAACCCGCCCUCUUGGGAGAAACUCAUUAGCCUUCUGAGGCCUGUUCUAGUGCCGCGACUAGUCUGACGUUGUCCAAUGACCAAUCAGAAGCAGCGAUCUUAUGCCUGUCCAAUGAGAUCGGGCAUGGGUUACGGCCCGCGGAGUUUGAUUUUCCUCCAGGAACGCGGAAGUACGGGGCCAUCCUGGGAGCGGGCGGCAGGUUAGCAGGUCGGGCGAGGACGUCCUUUCUCUCCCAAAGCUAUCCCGGUUGAUGCGGGCGCUGUGGGACCGAGUCGCCAGUGGGCCGCAUACUCUCCGCGGAGGCAACCUUACUCCCUGUGCCCUGCAAGCCGAGGCUCGCAGGCGGACGCCGGUCGACAGCUGAGCGCUUCUGGAGGGAGCCGCGCGUUGUGCUGGGGUCGCGGAUUCUGAGUCGGACUUCCACAACGCCCCUCUGCUUGACCUUCCCCAGCUCGCGGGAGGCUCGGCUCCGGGGAAGGCACCAAGACACUGAUAAUGUUUCCAUGAAUUUGCCUCACUAUUCACGCCAUCCAUGUCUCUCAUAUUGCGUGUCUUAAGAGAGAUGCUGGAAUAUUUUGGUGUUCCCAUAGACCAGAUUUCAGUGAUUUGGAAAAAUAAAGAUUAUGGAUCAGCUCGGAGUAUUGUUCGUAUUAUUGGGAAAAUGCUUCCUUUAGAACCUUGUCAAAGACCCAAUUUUGAGUUGAUCCCGCUCUUGAACUCUGUAGACCCUGAUAAUGGUGGACCUAGGGUUCCAUCUUUUGCUGAUAUUUUGUGUGUGGCAAAUGAUGAAGAAGCCAAUUGUCUCAGAUUUCGAAGUAGCAUGUGGAAACAUGGAGGAGAGGAGAAAACUGAAUUUACCCGUCCUGUGCAACUAGUCGGGGAUCCAUUGCCACCUACUCGACGAGAACACAAACCAGUGAAACAUGACCUGUCUGCAAAUGAAGCUGCAGUAAAAAAAAUAGCUGCCCUCGAAGAGGAACUUACUUUUCUUCGCUCUCAGAUUGCUGCAAUUGUGCAAAUGCAGGAACUGAGAAACAGCACAAAUUCUGGUUCCUUUGACGUGAAUGACAGGCCCAGUAGAUUAGGACAAGCACCACCAUCAGGAGCUGCUCAGUUUCCGGGUUUGAUCCUUUCUUCCCCUCCUCCACCUCCACCGCUUCCCCCUCCAUUUUCUCCUCUCCAGCCUUCGUGUUUCCCUCCCAUCCAGCCAGAAUCAGAUGAUAUUUGUGACUCGGGAAAUCCAGGUGCUAGUAAGACCAGUUAUGGUCAUCAUUCAAAGAGCCAGAGAAUGAAAGGUCUUCCAGACAUGUUGGAUGUUCUCAAGGAUAUGAACAAGGUCAAGCUUCGGGCUAUUGAACGGUCACCUGGUGGUAGACCCAUUCACAAGAGGAAAAGACCGACUUCACAGUGGGACCCUGUGUCUUUAAUAUCACAAGCACUUAAGCAAAAAUUUGCGUUCCAAGAAGAUGAUUCCUUUGAGAAAGAAAAUAGAUCUUGGGAGUCGUCGCCCUUUUCUAGUCCAGAAACUUCAAGGGUGAGUUUGGACAUAACACUUCACAGUCAGAAGGGCAGGAGAGGAAGAACUGAUACACACAAACGCUGUUGACCAAGGGACCGACAACAGGAGCUGUGUCCACACUCAGAAGGAAAGAUCGUGGCAAUGUGCCCGCAUGCCUUUCGCCACAUUGUUAGAGAUCUGCUGAAGGAAAUCAAGUGGAGUCUGUGCAGCGGGCUGUCACACGGCUGACGUCUGAGGAGCCUCGUCUCCAGCUGCGCAAGAUCCAGCAGUGAGCGAGCUGCUGCUGAUGGUUAGGGGUAUGGACUUCUUCCAUGUAUGUGAAUCUUGCUGAACGCUGAACACGUCCUUCUAAUAAUUUUCCCAAUUUUAAGAGCCUUUGGAUAUUUUAAAAGUUGGUAAUGAUCUGGUUUGCUUGGUUUCUAGCAACUUGGAGAUUUUCAGAGAAGAUAAAAUUGUAAUUCUUUUGUUAAGAUAUUCCUAGUUUCAAUCAUAUAGGUUAAGUUUUCUAAAACUUCUUCGAGAGAUGAUAAAGAAGUUAUUUUUAAAAGCAGAUUUUAACUGUUAAAUACUGAAAGUAGAGAUUCUAAAAUUUAAAGUAUUUAAAGAAUCUUGACAAGUAUUGCUGUAUAAAAAUGUAUCAUUUUUGUUUCCUUCAUUCCUUAAUACAUUUAUACUCUGUUCCUUUGUCAGUAGAGUGAAAAUAAAUGCACUCUUUGAACUUGA
Molecule: messenger RNA, 4412 nt
Organism: Oryctolagus cuniculus (rabbit)
Lineage: Eukaryota; Metazoa; Chordata; Mammalia; Lagomorpha; Leporidae
Source: RefSeq, a predicted model, not a curated record